CUUAAGCCACACCCAGCAUAAAUAUGGUAUAUAAUUAUUCCCUGAAUCAGUCCAUAAAUAUAUUAAAUUACAUAGUAUCUAUGAUCAGUCAGUCUCCGGGGUGUUAAAAUACAAUGGCUGCUGAGAGCAUUGAGAUGUUGGUCCCUCUGGAUAGUCGAGAUGAUAAUCAAGACCUACCUGACACCCGGCUUGACAUCAAAGAGACGGGCGUGAAUCAAUUUUCUGAUGCUGAAUCAAUCGACUAUGCAGAUGACCCGUAUAAAUUUCUCUCUGAAGACAUUUGGUCGAGAAGGAAAAGUCUGAAAGAGAUCAAAAUUAAGCUGACCAACACAAAGGAGAUAGCUGGGUACAUACAACGUGCUGGGAAUAAUGACAAGGCUCUGCUCAAUGUGAUAUUGGAGACAGAUUUUGCAAAAUUUCCUGAGGCUAGAAUUGGCCUAUAUGUGACUGAGCUGAUUCAGAAAGGUGCGGAGGUUAUGGCCACUGAUGAGGAAGGAAACACACCCCUCCAUCUAGCAGCUAGACGAGGUUUACCUGACGUGGCCAAAGAGCUCCUUCGUUGGGGGGCCGACCCUCACACAGAAAAUAAUGACGAGAAAGUACCGCUGGAGAUAGCCAUUCUUCAAGCUCUUGAAAUACAAAGUGCAAUGCAGAACUCGAUCGAUAGCGUUGAUGACUACAAUGCUUUUGCUGUACUCAUGUGUCGAGAGAUGAAGCCAGCUAAGGUGCGAACUUUGUUCUUGUCUCGAGUUGAUAACGAACCUCAACUGAGUUUCCAUGAUCUGCUGGAUAGUGAGCAUUUGCAUGACACAGUGAGUGCUGUAAUGGACACACUGAUUGAGAGAAUACCUGGUCGCAAGCGAACGUAUACGGCGUACUAUGACCUAUUGGAGUGCAACAAAGAAGGACGGAUUGCCAGAAAUUCCACUUCUUCUCUUCGCCGAAAAUUGGGAAAGUCAGCCUUUGAGAAGAUUGCGUGGACUGGCAAUAAGGAAGCAGUGACUCAUAUGGUAGUUCGUCUAAUGAUGCAUAGCAAGUGGAGGCGUUUUGCCAGAAAUUUUCUCAUUAUCCAUUUCUUCUACUGGGCCAUCACAAUGGUGGCGAUCUCGACUGCUCUGACCAUUGCUGCUGAACAGCCGAAUCCUCAUCUUUAUGACCAGCCUGUGGACAUCUUCCGUGGCAUUUGUGAGGGGCUGGCCAUACUGCUUGUGACUGCAACCUCACUCACGGAGAUCUAUAACAUCUACCUGUGGAGGUUGACGUACUUUACAGACUACAGUUUCUUUUUGUACAACUAUCUCAAUCUACUCACCAUGAUCUUCAUCAUUGUAUUAAUUCCACUGCGAGCAUUCGCGUUAAACCAGCAAUGGAUAUUAGCCUGCUUGAUAUACGUGACCUACUCCAGCAGAGUCUUGAGAUACAUUACAGCAAUCAAGAUACUUGGGAAGUAUGUACAAAUCCUGUACCUGAUCAUCCAAAGAGAUCUUGUCCCCUUCAUUUGUACCCUUAUCAUUAUACUGUACAUCUUCACGGGUGGCUUCUAUUUUGCUUUAAGACAAGAGGUAGUUACUCCGACUCUCAUUACCCCAGUCUGUAACUUCACGGUGAUUGAAGCAGCUCUAAAUACAUUCAAUCUGACAGCAGCUCAAAUUCAAGAUGCAGUGAACACGUCGACAAUCCCAUUUCAGACUAGCCUUGAUAUCCACCCUGAUGAGACAAGAACCUACCCCCAAGUGUUUUUAACUGGAAUAAGAAUUGCCGUUGAGGGUCAAAACUUUCUCACCUACUUUGGACCAGGCGGCUUUGGUUGGCUGGGUGUAGUGACGUACCUGAUCUUCCUGUUCACGCUGGAGGUGGUCAUGCUCAACUUGCUGAUUGCUCAGAUGUCCGACACUUUCUCCAACGUGCAAGGAGAUGCUCAGCGCUCACUGGCUAUCAAUAAAGCCAGGACCAUAAUCAGCAUUGAGAAAACUGGACUCACUGUCUUGAAAUGUCUAACUGAUUUUUAUGAGUCUGAAGAAAAGUGGACAAACCCUCUAAAGCAUAUUGAGAAAUUGGAAAAUACCUCCAUUACCAACAUACACAGAAUCACACUCAAAACUCGGAAAAUUGUCAACCAGCAUAGCAGUGUUUUAGACGACUUGAGGGGCGCAUUUUCAGAGCAGAGCUUGACGACCAAUGAAAAGCUAGACAUGAUUCUAAGAAAUCAGCUGGAGUGCAAGAGCAAAUGACGUAGAUAUUGCAUGAUUCAAUGUGUAUACUUCGAUGGUUUAGCUAUAAUUAUGUAGUCUUAUAGAUCUUAUACUGUAGAGUUUAUUUUUAAACAGAUGUUAUAGUUAAUAGAUGACAUGUAUUUAUUUUAAUUUUAUGUCAAAGCCAUGCAAUAUACAUUGAGCUAUAAUAUACAUUUUAGAUGUA
Molecule: messenger RNA, 2418 nt
Organism: Halichondria panicea
Lineage: Eukaryota; Metazoa; Porifera; Demospongiae; Suberitida; Halichondriidae
Exons: 15
Coding region: 114-2231 (705 amino acids)
Biological process (GO): calcium ion import across plasma membrane
Cellular component (GO): plasma membrane
Molecular function (GO): protein binding; calcium channel activity
Source: RefSeq, a predicted model, not a curated record